Molecule: messenger RNA, 711 nt
Organism: Ilyonectria robusta
Lineage: Eukaryota; Fungi; Ascomycota; Sordariomycetes; Hypocreales; Nectriaceae
Exons: 1
Coding region: 1-711 (236 amino acids)
Source: RefSeq, a predicted model, not a curated record
AUGCCAAUUGAUUUCUUCAACUUCUCCAGCAAGAUCCGGAUUAAGGUCUAUAAAGAACUCUUGGUAGUUCCAGAAAUCGUCACAAUUGAAUUGAAUCUGGAUUCCCCAAGCAGGCCCUAUAUGGUUCGGGGUUCAUUAUAUUUAUACCCAGAAGUUCUUCUUGCAAAUAAAAUGGCACAUCAUGAAGCCGGCCCUUUACUUUACUCUGGAAAUUACUUUCAGUUCGGCAUAGAUAUGCCAGUAUAUGAAAUAGGGUACGACACCGAAUAUAAGAUUUUCACUUCAUUUCUCAAUUACAUCGGGCUUCAAAACACAGGCUUUCUCAGCUACCUCUACAUCGCAUUUCCAGCCUACAACAACCACCGUCCCGGAGGCAUUGCACUAGAAGACAAUAGUAUGUCUACCCUGAACCUCAUCCGAGAUAUAUGUACGGAUAUUGCUAUGCUUAAGAUGGUGUUACAGUCUGAUACUACUGCUGAAGCGCUAGCUGUUGUGCACACCCAGCUCAAUUCUAUGCCAUUGCUAAAAGAUAUUAAAGUCGUCGUAGACGAUGGACUACUUUGUGAGGAUCUGAUCGAGAAGAUGCGCAAUUGGGGUUGGACAGUCAAGGUCGUUGAACUAAAGGAGGCAUCGGACCGCUUCGGAUCUAAUAGCUGGGGUUAUAAUGACGAUGACUAUGGAGAUGAGUAUGGUGACGACGACAACAUAUAG